Salvelinus fontinalis (brook trout) is the source of this 2936-nucleotide messenger RNA. It is a transcript of the gene appl2, whose product is annotated as adaptor protein, phosphotyrosine interaction, PH domain and leucine zipper containing 2. The transcript is spliced from 20 exons. The record is from RefSeq and is a predicted model, not a curated record. Bases 86 to 2083 code for a protein of 665 amino acids. Gene Ontology annotation, molecular function: protein binding. Gene Ontology annotation, biological process: signaling. NCBI's taxonomy places the organism in Eukaryota, Metazoa, Chordata, Actinopteri, Salmoniformes, Salmonidae. Gene Ontology annotation, cellular component: endosome membrane; cytoplasm.
UGUCACCCACAUCCGCACAAAGCUCUCUGGGAAAGAGAGUCCACUCGCUAAAUAAUUCAAGCCUGUUCUCUUCGCUGUGAACAAGAUGCCGGGCGUCCAUAAAUUGCUUUUAGAGGAGGCUUUGCAGGACAGUCCUCAGACUCGCUCCUUGCUCAGUGUGUUUGAGGAAGAUGCAGGAACACUCACAGACUACACCAACCAGCUGCUUCAGUCUAUGCAGAGGGUGUAUGGAGCCCAGAGUGAGAUGGGAUUGGCUACAGAACAGCUGUCCAGACAGCUACUGGAAUAUGAGAAGCAAAAUUUUGCCCUUGGUAAAGGUGAUGAGGAGGUGAUCAGCACACUGCAGCAAUUUGCCAAAACUGUGGGGGAGCUGAACACACUACACUCAGAGCUGGCCUCUCAGAUGGCUGACAGAAUGAUUUCCCCCAUGAUCCAGUUCAGAGAGAAAGACCUUACAGAGAUAAGUACUUUAAGAGAAGUAUUUGGCAUCGCCUCUGAUGAGCACGAGGCUGCCAUGGUCAAGUACAGCAGACUGCCCAAGAAGAAGGAGAAUGAGAAGGUGAAGGCAGAGUUGGUGGGGGAGGUGGCCUACUCCAGGAGGAAGCAACACCAGGCCUCCAUGCAGUAUUACUGUGCCCUCAAUGCCCUGCAGUACCGCAAGAGAGUAGCUAUGCUGGAGCCCAUGCUAGGAUACACACAGGCCCAGAUCCAUUUCUAUAAGAAAGGCAUGGAUCUAGUCUCCAAGAAAAUGGACAGCUUCCUGGUGUCAGUGUCCAGCAUGACACAAAGUAUCCAGGCUCAGUUGGACUCGGAGGCUGAGGCCAUGCGUCUGACCCAGCGAGAGCUGCUCUCCAUGGAGGAUACUGUGUACAUGCCCGACCGUGACCCCGUCCCAGUCAACCGCACGCUUAUACAGAAGGCAGGCUAUCUCAAUAUCAGGAAUAAGACGGGCCUGGUGACAACAGCCUGGGACCGCCUUUACUUCUUUACCCAGGGAGGGAACCUCAUGUGCCAGCCACGAGGGGCUGUGGCAGGGGGCAUGGUGCUGGACCUGGAUAACAGCUCCGUCAUGGCCGUAGAGUGCGAGGACAGACGCUACUGUUUUCAGAUCACCUCCCCCUCCGGUAAAACGUCAAUGAUUCUACAAGCAGAGAGCAAAAAGGAAUACGAGGAAUGGAUUUGCACUUUGAACAACAUUUCCAGACAGAUCUACCUGACUGACAACCCUGAGGCAGUGGCCAUCAGACUGAACCAGACAGCCAUUCAGGCGGUCACGCCCAUCACCAGCUUUGAGAGGAGAGGAGAGGGCUCGCCCAACCCAGACAGGGCUAAGCCAGGUGGGGUGAAGUCCUCUAUCAGUAAGUCCCAGAAGAGCUCCAGUGCUCCAGUGGCAGAGGACCUUAUAGUUCCAGGGACACCCAUCCAGUUUGACAUCAUGCUGCCUGCCUCGGAGUUCCAGGACCAGAACCGGGUUGGAGGGAGGCGUACAAACCCAUUCGGAGAAACAGAUGACGACUGCUCCCCUGAAAGCGAUGACUCCCUGCUGCAGCAGGUGUUUGCGGUGCGGUUCCUGGGCUCCAUGGCGGUGCGUUCGGGACAAACCCAGGAAGUGAUCUAUGAGGCCAUGAGACAGGUGCUGGCGGCUCGAGCCAUCCAUAACAUCUUCAGAACCACAGAGUCCCAUCUCAUGGUCACCAGCAGCUGUCUCAGGUUGAUUGACCCCCGGACACAAGUCACAAGAAUCAGUUUCCAGCUACAGGAGGUGACCCAGUUUGCGGCCCACCAGGAGAACGGCAGGCUGAUGGGCUUCGUGGUUGAGGGGCGAGACUGGAGCGAGGGGACCGAGGAGGGAGAGCCCUCCUUUAGUGCGUUUGUCUUCGAGAGCAACACGGAGGGAGAGAAGAUAUGUUACACGAUAAGCUUGGGGAAGGAUAUUAUAGAAGCAAAGAAGGACCCAGAGGCUCUAGCUCAGCUGAUGAAAAACAUGCCUCUGACCAACGAUGGCAAGUUCCUCCUGCUGGACAGCGAGACGGGUGACACGGCUAACGGAGGAGCACCGGAUGAGGAGGAGUCUGAGGCCUAGCCAUGCCUCAUAGUACCAGGACCAGGGGAGAGCGAGUCAGAGGUUCUCCCACAAAACGCCUCCUCACGUGGGGUUGCGAUGUUCUCAUGAGCCCUUCCCCCUGGCUCUAGUCUGGUACCUGUUGACCAGGAAACCCCCCUGGGUUUAUAUGGUGUAUCUCUCUCAUGACCACUGAAGUGAUGUACAGUUACUUAUACAAAAGGGACAAUGUUUAGGUUGACUAUUUCAUCCCUUUAUUUUCCCUGGUGGAAUUAAUAUCCUCAGCCAUCCUGUCAGUUUAAAUCCCUUUCUCCAGCAUGAAUAGGUUUACAUUUCAUAGCUUUGAGUUUAGUGGUACUAUUGUGUUAAUAAUGCUGCAGUAUAAUAUUGUGUAGAGAUGGCUGGCUAUGAUGACUUACAUGUAGGUCUUGUCAGCAGCACUUCAUAUCACAUUUAUACUGUACAUCUUUCAUUCCAACGAGACCAUAAUGCACUUCCAAGGUUUCUAUUUAAUCAAAGGCUUGAUGUCUGUAGCAGAAUGCACUGACUUCAGAUAUUAUCCGGCAACAUUUAUGAAGUAAGGUUUUAAUCCGAAUGAAGGAAGGACAGGUGAAGGUACUGUAUAGUCAGAAUUUUGGCGUACCAUGUGACGCUAAACUCCCAUUCCUUGUUGUCUGGGAGGCAGCGAUAAUGAAGAACGUGACAAUGAACCAACCAUAUGUGUCUUCGAACAGUGGGCAUGGUGGCAUAGAAGCCUGUUUGGGAGUAUGAAUGAGUCAUGGUAGGGCAGAAACCAUACAGUAAGAUGAUAGGCACAUUGUCCCGUCCAUUUCCUUAAUGCUAUUUUGUAUUUUAUAAACCACUACCUAUAGAA